Messenger RNA from Chionomys nivalis (European snow vole), 4907 nucleotides. It is a transcript of the gene Foxk2, whose product is annotated as forkhead box K2. NCBI's taxonomy places the organism in Eukaryota, Metazoa, Chordata, Mammalia, Rodentia, Cricetidae. The coding region runs from base 120 to 2075 and encodes 651 amino acids. The record is from RefSeq and is a predicted model, not a curated record. Gene Ontology annotation, molecular function: RNA polymerase II cis-regulatory region sequence-specific DNA binding; DNA-binding transcription factor activity, RNA polymerase II-specific; protein binding. Gene Ontology annotation, biological process: regulation of transcription by RNA polymerase II. The transcript is spliced from 9 exons.
CGCAGCUCUCCUCGCCGGCCGGCGGUCUCGGCGACCGUGCUCGGCUCGCGCGGCCCACGACCGCGCCCGGGCCUCGGCCCGCCAGGGCGCCCGCGCGGAUCGGCCGGGCCUCGCAGGCGAUGGCGGCCGCGGCGGCGCUGUCGGGCGCGGGCGCCCCUCCCGCGGGCGGCGGGGCCGGGGGCGGCGGAUCCCCGCCGGGCGGCUGGGCCGUGGCGCGGCUCGAAGGCCGCGAGUUCGAGUACCUCAUGAAGAAGCGUUCGGUGACCAUCGGGCGCAACUCGUCGCAGGGCUCGGUGGACGUGAGCAUGGGCCAUUCGAGCUUCAUCUCGCGGCGCCACCUGGAGAUCUUCACGCCCCCGGGCGGCGGCCAUAGCGCGGCCGCCCCGGAACCCGCGCAGCCCCGGCCGGACGCGGGCGGCGACUUCUACCUGCGCUGUCUCGGCAAGAACGGCGUGUUCGUGGACGGGGUGUUCCAGCGGCGCGGGGCGCCGCCGCUGCAGCUGCCGCGCGUGUGCACUUUCAGGUUUCCGAGCACAAACAUCAAGAUAACAUUCACGGCCCUAUCCAGUGAGAAGAGAGAGAAGCAAGAAGCCCCAGAGUCGCCAGUGAAGCCUGUGCAGCCACACAUCUCACCCCUGACCAUUAACAUUCCAGACACUAUGGCCCACCUCAUCAGCCCCCUUCCCUCUCCCACGGGAACCAUCAGUGCUGCAAACUCCUGCCCAUCCAGUCCCCGGGGAGCAGGAUCUUCAGGGUACAAAAUGGGCCGUGUGAUACCAUCUGACCUCAAUUUAAUGGCUGACAAUUCACAGCCAGAAAAUGAAAAGGAAGCUUCAGGUGGAGACAGCCCAAAGGAUGACUCAAAGCCACCUUACUCCUAUGCACAGUUGAUAGUACAAGCAAUUACAAUGGCUCCUGAUAAACAACUCACCCUAAAUGGAAUUUAUACACACAUCACUAAAAACUAUCCAUACUAUAGGACUGCAGACAAGGGCUGGCAGAAUUCAAUUCGCCACAAUCUCUCUCUGAACCGUUAUUUCAUCAAAGUGCCACGUUCCCAGGAAGAACCAGGCAAAGGCUCCUUCUGGAGGAUAGAUCCUGCCUCCGAGAGCAAGCUGGUAGAGCAGGCUUUUAGGAAGAGACGGCCUAGGGGCGUGCCUUGCUUUAGAACCCCCCUGGGACCGCUCUCCUCUAGGAGUGCCCCAGCCUCUCCCAACCAUGCAGGAGUGUUGUCUGCUCACUCCAGUGGCGCCCAGACCCCGGAGAGCCUGUCGAGGGAGGGUUCCCCAGCCCCCUUGGAGCCGGAGCCUGGCGCUUCACAGCCCAAACUUGCCGUCAUCCAGGAGGCACGGUUUGCACAGAGUGCACCAGGGUCACCUCUCUCUAGUCAGCCCGUCUUAAUCACUGUCCAACGGCAGCUACCCCCGGCCAUUAAGCCUGUCACCUACACUGUUGCAACCCCAGUGACCACAUCCACCUCUCAGCCACCUGUUGUGCAGACGGUACAUGUUGUCCAUCAGAUACCAGCAGUGUCAGUCACCAGUGUGGCUGGACUGGCCCCAGCAAAUACAUACACAGUUGCUGGACAAGCUGUGGUCACUCAGGCUGCAGUGCUGGCUCCUCCUAAGGCAGAAUCACAAGAGAAUGGCGAUCACAGAGAAGUCAAAGUGAAAGUAGAGCCUGUCCCUGCAAUUAGCCCAGCCACACUAGGCGCUGCUAGCCGAAUCAUCCAGACAUCACAGGGUACCCCUGUCCAGACAGUGACCAUAGUACAACAGGCGCCUUUAGGUCAACACCAGCUUCCAAUAAAAACUGUAACGCAAAAUGGAACUCACGUGGUACCAGUGCCUCCAGCAGUGCACAGCCAGGUGAACAACGCAGUGGCGAGUCCUCUCCAUAUGUUGGCAACCCAUGCGUCAGCAUCGGCGUCCCUGCCCACAAAGCGCCAGAACGGUGACCAGGCAGAGCAGCCGGAGCUCAAGCGCAUUAAAGCAGAAGAUGGCGAGAGCAUUGUCAUUGCCCUGAGCGUAGAUGCGCCACCAGCAGCUAUGAGAGAGAAGGGGAUCCAGAACUAGCUGCUGGGAGACCUUCUCUUCAGACAUCAGUUUGUGGUGCCAAAAGGAGAUGCUGCCUCUUCCUGAAGCAGGGAGCGCAUCCUCAGUGGGUAAAGGGCCCUGCGGUUGGACUUCACCUCUUAGCACUGAAAACAUGAACCCAGGUGGCCUUAAAACUCCCUAAUUUAAAGACAAGUUAGACUUGAACAGACCCACAACAGCAACCCUGGUUCCAGAGGUGGUGUCUCCUACAGAGCACUCGCUGGGCUGUCAUCUGUGGGCUCAGCUUUUACUACAAGCAAGAACUCUGAGUCUCUUGUGCAGAUGCAGCACCCGCUGCAAGUGGAUCUCUCUGGCUUUCCUCUAGGGGACAGAGCCAUAGCCACCUGCUGCCCUCAUAGGACCUGCUGGUUGCGGCUGAGAGACAAGACAGUAUUUUGUUGUCUACAUGUGGAAUUAGAAUACUUGGAGAUGUCCUUUCUUUACUAAAUAACGGGGUCUUUGACAUUUCAUAUCACUCCAUUUCUACUCUGGAAAUUCGAGAUUCAUUUGGGGGAAAGAAUGUCAUUCUGUUUGUUUCUGUGGUUUGUUUCCAGCCCAUGGGAUGGUUUGCUCUGGUCUGUCCUGCCUGUUUGGGUGGCACUUCUUUAGGAUACCUGCUUGCCCAUUUCCGUUCAGAGCAGUUCCCUGUGCCAUUGUAGAGGGUGGGUGGACUGAGGCUGCAUGGACCCAUAAGGCCGGGGCACUGGGACAAGGGACCCCGGGAGCCUCUAGCCUCCGGGCUGCACGUACCUGUUCUUGCGCAUUCUGUUGUCUGUUUCUUUAUGUUGACUUUGUCCUUGGCGUAGUUUCCCAUUCUAGUAAACGAGUCUCCUACAUAUUGUGUAUGCUUAAAGCAGCAGACCCCUUUCCCCCUUGGGAAACAGACCCAGCUGUUGUAACACCUUUCUUUUCAGACCGAAGUCAUAGGUCUCUCGCAGAACCCUGCUGGGAGUCAUAGGGGUCCGCUCUGGCUUCCUGCACCUGCAUGGCGAGAGCUCUUGGAGAGAUUGAGGGUCUUGGAAGUAAGACCCAGUGGCCAGGUUCUCAAGAAUCCAGGCCAUUUUCUGAUUCUCUAGAGGUUUCUCUGGCUUUUCAGAAUGAAGGCCCACACUAAGUCUGACUUACAUCCUAUAUAAGUAAAAUUUAAGGAAGGGUGAAGAGAGGUGGGAGGCCAGCAGCCCAGCCCACACUCAGGAUCACCGCUCAUCUUUCCGGAGCAUUCUGGACUUAGCUGAGCAGCAGGCAGAGGGACUUAGCCUCAUUGUGGGUUGGUUUUUUUUUUUUUUUUAAUGUCAUCAUCAUAACGUUAUUUAUUUAAAUGUAGUUAUUUUGGUAUUUAAUUUUUUUUUAAGAGAAGGGGGGAAAACCCUGUAUUUUCCUGGUAGAAUGAAAUGGCUCAGAAUGGUAUAUUUAGGCAAUUUAAAACAUUAUUUACAUAAAGACCAAAUAUGAUAAGUCUGUUCUAAGUAUUGCUUCACCCACAGUAUGGAGCUGUCACAAUGUUACUGCAGAUGUUGUGUGUUGACGUUCUGGAGUUACUGCACACAAGCUGGAUUUAUAUAACUAAGCCCCUGAAAACAAUAAAAGAUAAGACAUCAUGUGAGUGAGAACACGUGUGUGCCACAGCAGUCUGCCUUUGGACUGCAGCCUGGGGGACUGGAGCCCCUCCAAGCCGCAGUCUGCCUCCUCCAUCUUGCAGGUAACCUUGAAAUAUGUAUUUCUUAAAGGUUUGCAGUUUGCAAAGCACUUCUGGUUCUGUUGUGCCCAGCAUGUGGGUCCCAGCUCUGGGCCUCAGUUAUGUGGUGCGCUAGCAGGAGGCCACCCUAGUGAGGUGGGUUCGGGCACCACCAGCUGAACAUACUGUGUGUCUGGGGACAUCUGUGUGUAGCAUGCUUGACUAGGAUUGGGUAGAUGUUCCCUGCGUGAGUCAAGUCUGCAGAUUCAUUACCUCCGAGCUCCAGACAGACCUUAGGAGUCUGCAGGGGUUUCUUUUGGGGGAUCAUAGAAAAAUUUUGAAGAUGGAAGGAGGAUUUUUUUUCUUGAAGGCCACAUUCUCAGUCUCAAGUGAGUGAAGUGUCCUGUGCAGCCACAGGCACACACUCACCUCUUCUCCUUGCUGCUCUUUGGUACAUAGGAAUGUAAAGCUGAAAGGAGUGGGCACAAGCUAAGCCGCAGACUAACAGUACUGAACCCAGGUUUCCUUGCCAGUGUUGCAAGCACUGCUUUAGUCUAUGUUCCUCUGAGUCCCCAGAAGCCGCUCCACACACCAUGGCUGGGCUCGUCUGCUGUCUGAUGUGGGGUGGGGGCAAUGACCCUGACACCACAAGUAGCUUGCAGCAGUUCCCAGGUCCACUGUGGCACCUCAGUGUUGAAUGCUUAACGAGUCUCUCUUUGACCUUUACCAAACUUCUGAGCUCCCUCAGGGACUAGAUAACUUGAGUAGCUUUGGCUUGAACCACACAGAACACAAAGGGAAACUUUGCUGUGUCCUGGGUACAGUGCAUUCCAGAGUGUGUGUGGCAUACUUUGUAUAUUCUCCACACCGCAGAAUGUCUCCAUAAACACCCCACCUCACCUCCUUGUCCUCUGCGGGGGGUGGCUGGGCACAGAGUAGCUGAAGUAGUUCAGAAGGGGCUGGGGAGUAUCAGGACUUGGGUUUUCUACGCUGUGUGACGCAAGGAGAGAAGUGACAAUCGUGAAAUCCGAGCAUCUGCUGUUCUAGAGUAAGCAGAGUGGUGAUCUGUGUGCAAAGAUUUGGAAUUUUUAAAAAAAGUACCAAGUUCCUGAAAUUCAAUAAAAUAUUUUUAUUAA